AUGUCACAGCAGUCCUCUCAGCAACAAUCUUAUACAAUUUGGUCCCCGCAUGAUACGGUGAAGGAUGUGGCAGAUUCACUCGGAAUCUCAAAUACAAAUGAUGACGUGUUGAGGUCAUUGGCGAUGGAUGUCGAGUACCGUAUUUUGGAAAUCGUGGAACAAGCGGUGAAAUUUAAGAGACACAGUAAGCGAUCUACUUUGACUACAAGCGAUGUUGCGAAAGCUUUACGUGUCCUUAACGUCGAGCCAUUGUAUGGAUUCGAGGAAGGAUCAGCGAAAAAUGAGCCCGUUAAGUUCAAUAAGUUGGAGGGCGCUAAUGGGCAGACGCUUUAUUACCUAGAUGAUGAGGAGAUCGAUUUUGAAAAAUUGAUCAAUACUCCAUUACCAGAAGUUCCAAGAUUACCAACGUUCACGGCGCAUUGGCUAGCGGUAGAAGGAAUUCAACCUGCCAUUCCACAAAAUCCAAAUAUCAAUGAACUAAGGCUGAGUCAAGUUCCGUUGCAAAGAGGAGCAAUAGUCUCACCAUUAAACGAAACUUCUGUUCAAACCUCUUUACAAACAAAUGUCAAUGAAGAAAGACAGGCCACCGCAAAUGGACCUAUCUCGACACAAGUGAAACCAGGUGCAGCAAGUGAAGCUAAGCCAUUGGUCAAACACGUUUUGUCUAAAGAAUUACAGAUAUAUUUCGAAAAAGUUGCUAGUGCACUUACAUCGAAGGAAGAAGAUAUCAAUUCACAACGGAUGAGAGCAGCAGCUUUAACUUCGUUGAAGUCUGACACAGGACUACAUCAGCUUGUUCCAUAUUUCAUACAGUUUAUCGCAGAGCAGAUUACUCACCAUUUAGAGGAUUUGGAGUUGUUAACUACAAUGUUGGAAAUGAUAUAUUCGUUAUUGAGUAAUCAAUCAGUAUUUUUGGAUCCUUACAUUCAUUCUCUAAUGCCUUCUAUCUUAACACUACUAUUAGCGAAGAGACUUGGUGGUAAUGGCUCGAAAAACUCAUCUGACGACAAGAUUGUUGACCAGCAAAAUAAAAAAGAGUUUUUAGAGAAGACUAAUGCUGUCCGUGAUUUUGCUAGCUCUUUACUCGAUCACGUCUUGAAAAAGUUCCCAAAGGUUCACAAAUCGUUGAAACCUCGUGUUACUAGAACUUUACUUAAGACAUUCUUGGAUAUCAAUAGAUCAUUCGGUACUUACUAUGGUUGUGUACGUGGUGUUUCUGUCCUCGGUAACGAAACAAUAAGAUUCUUUUUAGGCAAUUUACAAAACUGGUCGAAACUAGUUUUCGAGGAAUAUGACAGAAGCCAAUCGGAAGACAGCAAGAGCGGAAAGAACCUAACUGACUUGGAGAUAAAAUUAUUGUCAACAGUGAUAGUGUCCACUUUAGAGAACUUGAAAUCUGAUCUUCCAUCUUCAUACAACCCUUCUGGUGAUUUUAGUGAGGAGGACAAAACUCGUUUGAGAGAAAGAUGCGGAAUUACUGUCGGCAACGUAAUACUGGAAAGAGACGAUGCAAAGACUCUAUACGAUGCUAUAUUUUUUGGUGAGCUUUAG
This is a messenger RNA of Kluyveromyces lactis, 1551 nucleotides long. It is a transcript of the gene TAF6, whose product is annotated as TATA-binding protein-associated factor TAF6. NCBI's taxonomy places the organism in Eukaryota, Fungi, Ascomycota, Saccharomycetes, Saccharomycetales, Saccharomycetaceae. The record is from RefSeq and is a predicted model, not a curated record. The transcript has a single exon. Gene Ontology annotation, molecular function: protein heterodimerization activity; RNA polymerase II general transcription initiation factor activity; transcription coactivator activity. Bases 1 to 1551 code for a protein of 516 amino acids. Gene Ontology annotation, biological process: transcription initiation at RNA polymerase II promoter; RNA polymerase II preinitiation complex assembly. Gene Ontology annotation, cellular component: transcription factor TFIID complex; SLIK (SAGA-like) complex; SAGA complex.